Messenger RNA from Scaptodrosophila lebanonensis, 1126 nucleotides. It is a transcript of the gene Roe1, whose product is annotated as grpE protein homolog, mitochondrial. The record is from RefSeq and is a predicted model, not a curated record. Gene Ontology annotation, cellular component: PAM complex, Tim23 associated import motor. Bases 64 to 753 code for a protein of 229 amino acids. NCBI's taxonomy places the organism in Eukaryota, Metazoa, Arthropoda, Insecta, Diptera, Drosophilidae. The transcript is spliced from 4 exons. Gene Ontology annotation, molecular function: adenyl-nucleotide exchange factor activity; protein-folding chaperone binding; protein homodimerization activity. Gene Ontology annotation, biological process: protein folding; protein import into mitochondrial matrix.
AGUCAUUCUGUGUUUUCUAGUUAAUAUUAGUUAUUAUAGUUUUAACUAAAAUAAUCUACUACGAUGGCCACCAAAGCAUCAUUACAUAUGCAAAUCUUCUCAAAGCACUUGGGACAGAUCAAGGCAGUCAUUAAGGGUCAGCCGCUCUGCUUGCAGCGCUCGCAGCCUACAUUGCUGGCACGCCUCUAUAGUACGGAGAAGCAACAACAACCGGCGGUCGAGGAAAACAAUGCGGCUGCUACCGGCGAGCAGAAACCAGUUGCGAAUCCUGAAAUUGAGCGCCUUACGCAGGAGCUACAAGCGGCAAAGGAGCAGCACAAUGAGCUACUGGACAAAUAUAAACGUUCGUUGGCAGAUAGCGAGAAUAUGCGAAUGCGCCUGAACAAACAGAUCAAUGAUGCUAAAAUCUUUGGCAUACAAAGCUUCUGCAAGGAUUUGCUCGAGGUGGCCGAUACACUGGGCCAUGCCACACAAGCGGUGCCCAAGGAGAAGCUCAACGAAAAUGCUGAUCUGAAGAACCUAUACGAGGGUCUGACAAUGACACGAGCUUCUUUGUUGCAAGUAUUCAAGCGUCAUGGCCUUGAGCCGCUGGAUCCCAUCAAUCAGAAGUUCGACCCCAAUCUGCACGAAGCUUUAUUCCAAAAGGAGGACAAAACUGUGGAGGCCAAUACCGUUGUGGAGGUUACCAAAUUGGGAUAUAAAUUGCACGAGCGCUGCAUACGCCCCGCUCUCGUGGGAGUGUCGAAGUGUUGAUAUUCCCUAAGUCUGUUAACCCUACCCAGACCUCCAUUCACAUCGUUGCUUUUACCCGGCGCAAUCCCUUUUACAUAGCACAGCAUCGUAUUCCUAAGUUGUUUGCAAAUUUGUCUUAUGCUGCAAAAUUUAUGUAUGUAAACCAAUCUAUGUAAAUACAAAUAAGUUAUGAAGUGCGUGCGAAUUUAAAAUUCGUUUUAGAAGCAGACGACAAAACUGUUCCCCUACCCCCUAGUUAUUUAAGCAGAUUUAUGGCCGAUUUGUGGCUACGAAUUUUGACUCUCGACGCAGCCCCAAAACUGGCCACUCAAGUCUCUAGAAUUAUGUAUACAAUAUAGUACAUAAUAAAUGAAAUUUUUAGUUUGUUUUUCAA